AUGUCGGAAGGUGGAAACUCUGAGCCGCCCGAAGUGCGACAGAAGGCCGUGGUGUCGUUGGAGAGAAGAGCGGGAAAUCCACCCUCCAACGAUGGAAAGAAUGAUUCUAUCGUCCCCGGCGAUGCUCAUACUGUCGCGACGACGGCGGGCUCACCUUGUUCGUCUCUCCAUCACUCUGCUGGAAGCUCAAGUGGAAGCCUGAAACCCGCCAAUGAGGCGCCAACUCCUGUUCCUGUCUCCCCAACUUACGCUGGUCCCAUUCAACACAAGCCUGCCAUGGAAGGCUUUUCGAGAGACACGCCUACUCUGGAGUUGGAUAGACAACUCGAGACUCUUAGAUGGAUGAAAAGCAAGGACGCUUGGUUCGCGUUGCAACUGUCGGAGAGCGCUGAGAUCUACGAAAGAUCCCCCUUGACAUGCACAAACGUCUUGAUACGAAACUUUGCUUAUGCGCAAGAAGACAGGCGGGAAUUUCGAGAACUUCGCAUGCGCGAUCUGACAGUUCCCGCCCAUAAGAAUCUUGACAUUCGCAUCUCCGUCGGUAUCGACAAUCUCCAGAUCUUCUGGUGGGAUAUGACACCUCGAUGGCAGACCUUUUUCAAUUCCGUCGCAAAGCUACCAUUAUCAUCCUGGCAGCAAGUCGCACCGCCAGAAGUGGCAAACGAGUAUCGCUGGUUGGCACUAGCUUACGAAUGGAUCGAUCUACAGCUCGAAGCGUUAGACGAUCUUGUCAUUACAUCUCGGGAGACAGAAACCGCUCCUCCACCUGAAGUUAUCGCGCAAUCAACUACAUCUGCAACGCUCGGUCCGGGGUUACGAGGAAUAGACGAAACUUCGGAGACCCGUACAAGAGAGUAUAUUCGACGUGCGACGAGACGAGGUCAGACGCCCCUUCGAACACAAAGAACCGCCGAGAAAGGCGUGAUCGGGCAGGAUGGGCAUGUCACGGUGCAUGGAUCUCUCAGUUCUGUUGGAACUUAUAGAACCAACCUCGCGACAUUAGCGGCCAUCUCCUUUUUCGGAGCAUCAGUUGCAUGGUCAGCCGUGUUCUCGGGAACGCGUGGUGAUGUUGUUCUUCUCGCAUGGACCUCAUCGAUGUUUGUAUGUGGUUCGAUUGCUGCCGGUUCCAUAGCUAUCAUACUCGGUGCUGAUUCUAUCGAUCUGGAUCGUGACAUGAACGCACGCAGGGCGUUGCGUGUCUUCGUCCUCACAUCCGCGGUAUUCUCCUUUGGAGGUAUCGUAUUGUUAGCUGUGACUAUGGCAUUGAUCGACCCCGAUUCCAACACUGGAAAUUCAAGUUCUACUCCAACUGCGCCAUAUCGAAUUAGCGGGAUGCGGGCCUCUGGUGUGUUCACCAUCAUUGCAAGUUUGGUCGAAAUUGGAGUCGCCCUUGCACUGAGACAAGCAUUUACGCCGGGACGGUAUAAAUGGUAA
Molecule: messenger RNA, 1434 nt
Organism: Dacryopinax primogenitus
Lineage: Eukaryota; Fungi; Basidiomycota; Dacrymycetes; Dacrymycetales; Dacrymycetaceae
Exons: 1
Coding region: 1-1434 (477 amino acids)
Source: RefSeq, a predicted model, not a curated record